Molecule: messenger RNA, 5075 nt
Organism: Nomascus leucogenys (northern white-cheeked gibbon)
Lineage: Eukaryota; Metazoa; Chordata; Mammalia; Primates; Hylobatidae
Gene: UTP15
Product: UTP15 small subunit processome component
Biological process (GO): positive regulation of transcription by RNA polymerase I; rRNA processing
Cellular component (GO): nucleolus
Molecular function (GO): protein binding
Source: RefSeq, a predicted model, not a curated record
GUACGUCAUCUUUGCGCGACGUUCGGUUUGCUGUGUGCGUCGCCGGCUCUUUGAGGGUCCAUGUGAUUUUUACGCCAGCGCUGCUGAACUGUGCAGGAUAGGGAGCUGGCAAGUCCGAUUAAUUGUCUUUGGGUCGAGGUGUCUCGUCGGACCCUUUGGGGCUCAGUGGAGAAUUAAGGCAAAGUCACUGUAAUUAUUUCUAAUACCAAUUCCAAAAUAGUGACUCUUGGACAGUAGCGCAAUUAUAUGGAAUUAUGGCUGGUUAUAAGCCUGUAGCUAUUCAGACAUAUCCUAUACUUGGUGAAAAAAUCACCCAAGAUACACUGUACUGGAACAACUAUAAGACCCCUGUUCAGAUUAAGGAAUUUGGUGCAGUUUCAAAAGUAGACUUUUCUCCUCAGCCUCCAUAUAAUUAUGCUGUCACAGCUUCCUCAAGAAUUCACAUUUAUGGCCGAUACUCCCAAGAACCUAUAAAAACCUUUUCUCGAUUUAAAGACACAGCAUACUGUGCUACUUUUCGACAAGAUGGUAGAUUGCUUGUGGCUGGCAGUGAAGACGGUGGAGUUCAACUUUUUGAUAUAAGUGGGAGGGCUCCCCUCAGGCAGUUUGAAGGCCAUACAAAAGCAGUUCAUACAGUAGAUUUUACAGCUGACAAAUAUCACGUGGUCUCUGGGGCCGAUGAUUAUACAGUUAAAUUAUGGGAUAUUCCAAACUCCAAAGAAAUUUUGACAUUUAAAGAGCAUUCUGAUUAUGUGAGGUGUGGAUGUGCUAGCAAACUUAAUCCGGAUCUCUUUAUAACAGGAUCAUAUGAUCAUACUGUGAAGAUGUUUGAUGCACGAACGAGUGAGAGUGUUCUCUCUGUUGAGCAUGGGCAGCCAGUGGAGAGUGUCCUACUUUUCCCCUCUGGAGGUCUUCUGGUGUCAGCAGGAGGUCGUUAUGUUAAAGUCUGGGACAUGUUAAAAGGAGGACAAUUGCUAGUAUCUUUGAAAAAUCAUCACAAAACCGUGACAUGUUUAUGUCUAAGCAGCUCUGGACAGAGGUUACUCUCUGGCUCACUGGAUAGGAAGGUGAAAGUAUACAGCACAACUUCCUACAAAGUAGUCCACAGUUUUGAUUAUGCAGCUUCAAUUUUGAGUCUUGCCCUUGCACAUGAAGAUGAGACAAUAGUUGUAGGAAUGACCAAUGGAAUACUGAGUGUUAAACAUCGGAAAUCUGAAGCAAAGAAGGAAUCGCUUCCCAGAAGAAGAAGGCCUGCAUAUCGAACCUUUAUUAAAGGAAAAAAUUACAUGAAGCAACGGGAUGACAUUUUGAUUAACAGGCCAGCAAAGAAACACCUAGAAUUGUACGACAGGGAUCUGAAACAUUUUCGGAUCUCUAAGGCACUCGAUAGAGUUCUUGAUCCCACUUGUGCAAUAAAGACACCCGAGAUUACGGUGUCCAUCAUAAAGGAGUUAAAUCGAAGAGGAGUCCUUGCAAAUGCGCUUGCAGGUCGGGAUGAGAAGGAAAUCAGUCAUGUUCUUAAUUUUUUGAUAAGGAAUCUUUCUCAGCCAAGAUUUGCCCCUGUUUUAAUCAAUGCUGCUGAAAUAAUUAUUGAUAUAUAUCUGCCUGUAAUUGGUCAGUCCCCUGUAGUUGAUAAAAAGUUUUUACUACUUCAAGGACUUGUAGAAAAAGAGAUUGAUUACCAGAGAGAAUUGUUAGAAACCUUGGGGAUGAUGGAUAUGCUUUUUGCCACCAUGAGAAGGAAGGAAGGCACUUCUGUGUUGGAACAUACACCUGAUGGAUUUCCAGAGAAUAAGAAGAUAGAAUCCUAGUGUCUGCUAAAUAAGACAUGUAAGAACUCUGAAGUUGGAAUAGAUUUGACUGUAUUAAAUGUUGGCAAGAGACUUUCUCUGAUACAUUAAAAAAACUAUUUGCAGAAGCAGUUCUAUGGAAGAGAACUGGAAUAAUUAUGGCUGGAAAACAAGUACCUGUUUUAAGUAAGACAUGGUUUUCCAUGUAAUAUUUUGAAUUAUAGCAUCUUCACCUAGAAGAUCUCAAUUGUCCUAGUCACAGAGUAGGUUUAUCUGGGAUGGAUGUUAAUUUUAGUACAGGAGUGUUCUGUAUCAACAUUUGGGUUGGUAUUCAGACGGGAAUUCAAAUAUGAAUCCUCUCUGGAGAGGGUCCAACUGGGAAUCCUGCUAAAGGAACAAAGCCUUGUAUUACCUCUGGAAAACAACAAAAACAAUUGGCAGCAACAAAAAGCCUCUUUCUUGACUUUAAUCAGUGCCUUUGGGAUUUCUAGGCCCUUGCUUAGUUUGCUUCCUGUCUCCUUGAUAUCUACACUUGUCUUAGAUCACAUGCCCUGCUUCAGCUGGUAAUGGGACUGCAUCGGUUCCAAGUGUGGCAAGUAAGUGGUCGGCUCUGAAGAACUGACACUAGCUAGAUUUGUAUUCAGAGUGUGAGAGCAAGCUCUACAGAUAGACCUUAUUGGACUGCUUUUUUUUUUUCUUCAUGCAGCCUUUCUACCAAGUUUUCACCUUGUUUCAGGUCAGAGGGAAUGAUAGAAUUUGUCAUUUUUCUUACAUAGCCUUUCAGACUAUUCUUCAUAUGUUUCAAGCUAAUCUUGUAGCUAGCUACCUAAUCCUCUGAAAACUGUUUUCUCUGAUUUGUAUUUAGAUUCCUCCCCCCAUUAUUCACAAUCAUAGUGUGUUUCGGAACCCCAAUCCAGAGCAGUUUGCUUUGAAAAAUAGUUGUUUUUGAAAGUUUAAUGUAAAUAAUUAUUUUUCAGAAGUUUUUUUUUUUUUUUUUUUUUAAAAGACGGGGUCUCACCUUAUCGUCCAGGCUGGCGUGCAGUGAUGCAAUCUCGGCCCACUGCAACCUCUGCCCACCCGGGUUCAAGCAAUUCUCCUGCCUCAGCCUCCUGAGUAGCUGGGAUUACAGGUGUGCACCACCACGCCUAGCUGAUUUUUGUACUUUUAGUAGAGACGGGGUUUCACCUUACUGGCCAGGCUGGUCUCAAACUCCUGACCUCAAGUGAUCUGCCUGCCUCGGCCUCUCAAAAUGCUUGGAUUACAGGCGUGAGCCACUGCGUCCAGCCUAUAACUAUUUUUUUUUUAUAAAGAGAGAUUCUUAUUUUCUUGGCUUUUUGAUGUAUCUGUUCCUGAUAGAUAAUCGUUGGUUAGUAAACUCCUAGUACACUGAUUUCACAGUUGCUACCUCUCUUACCUUUCUCUAAUUAUUACGCCAACUCAAGUAGUUAAAAAUCAGUAAGAAAAAUGUCUUGAGCUAGAAGAACCCAUAGAGGAAGAUUUUGUAAUGCGAAUCCCCUCUCAUAAUUUUAGUUCUGUAAAUUCAGGGUUUUUUUUUUUUAAGCAGAAAAAAUGCUUAAUAUGUUCCAGUAAGGGUAUUAAGUAAAAAUUAAAUGUAUUAAGUUUUACAUAUUAAUUUAACAUUUAGACUAACAUUAACAUUUAAAUUAAUAUGUUAAGUGAAUAUACUUAAUAUAUUCUAGUACGGGUAUGCUUGGAAAUAGGGCGUUUCCUUUUCGUGAAUUGAUUUCAUACAGCACAGUGGCUUAUAAGGAACCAGCAGUGUUUUUCCCUGAGUAAUUAUGAACUUAGUCAAGAUCAGAAGCUGGGUUUUGGGGUUGAGAAGGGUUCAUUUAUUUAAAUAAAGUUUCUAUUUAAAAACCUUUUUAAAAAGUUAACAUCAUAAAUAUUCUGAUAAUUUGCAUAGUAGUAAAAAUUAGAAGUUGAAAUUCUACCUAAAGCUGUAGUUGCCGUCAAUUUUGUAACAUGUGACAAAGGUUUUCCCAUAUGUCAUUUCAUUUGAUUCUCACCACAACCAUCCAAGGUUGAUGUUAUAGUCAUUUAACAUUGAGUUAACGGAAGUAGUUGAUUCACUCUCAAAGUCCCUGAGUGUGAGCUCUUCAUCCUAGCACUGUGAAGUGGUUUGCCUGCUGGGGCCUAAACUCCUCAUUCCCUUUAACAAAGCUUCACUGAGUGCUGCAGUUCUCAAAAUAUGUAAUAGUUACACAUUUUCAAACAGGUCAGGAAGCAGUUCCCAUAGCCAUCAAUACUUAAAUUCAGGAGUACUUUGUUUGUUUGUUUUAUUUUGUUUUUAGAGACAAGGUCUCGUUCUGUUGUCCAGGCUGGUGUGUAGUGGUGUGAUCAUAGCUCACUGCAGCUUCUGUCUCCUAGGCUGAAGCCAUCCUCCCAUCUCAGCCUCCUGAGAAGCUGGGGCUACAGGGAUGAGCCAUCAUGCCCAGCUAAUUUUUUAUUUUGAUUUUUUGAGAUAAGAGGUCUCACCAUGUUGCCCAGGCCUGAGGCAAUCUCCUGGUCUCAAGCGAUCUUCCCACCUCAGCCUCCUUAAUGACUGGGAUUAAAGGCAUGAGCCACUGCGCCCAGCAGGAAUGGUUAUUAUAUUCAUUGAGACAAACUGUAGUAUUUGCUGUUUGAAGUAUUUAAACAUAAUUGGCAUAUUACAAUAUGUAACACUGGCCUUAAGAUUCUAAUUUAAAAUGCUUAACAGAUUUUUAGACUUGUGAGUUUUAGUUGAAAGGUAUUUUAAAAUGUUACUAAGUCUGCAAAAGUACUGAAAUGUUUCAGAGAACUUGGAAAGUCACCAUAUGUUUAAUUUAUUAUAUUUAUGAGAGUUAAGCACUUGGGAAGGUUUUGCUAAUGGGGUCAAGCAUUUGCAAUGCUGCUUAAAAAAGAUUCAUUUUUUUAAAUGUGUAAAUGCUAUUAAGUUGUUUAAAGGAAUUUGAAUUGUAAAUGGGAUUGUUAAAACAAAUUUAGUCUGUUCAACUCAAUGAGGGCAUUUCAUUUUCUGUGAACAAAAGACCCUCUUAGACAUUAAAAAGCAGCAUGCCUCUUCCCUCAGCUAUAGUUAACUGGACCGUGGUGGUACAACUGACUCAACCCUUCUCUAAGCAGGGAUUUGUAAUUGGGAUUUAUAAUGAAAUUCCUGAUCUGGGAAAAUGGGAGGCUGGGAAUGCUAUGUCUAGGUCAUCAGCGGAGAAAGUUGGUUUGUAGAGAAUGAACAAGGAUGAAACCUAAGUGCAAAGAAAAUAAAGAUUAUCCUGCUUUAAUAGAUCA